This is a messenger RNA of Parnassius mnemosyne (clouded apollo), 945 nucleotides long. NCBI's taxonomy places the organism in Eukaryota, Metazoa, Arthropoda, Insecta, Lepidoptera, Papilionidae. The record is from the annotation of a GenBank genome assembly.
AUGUGUUCCGACAGUGACGAGGACAGUGUACCCUUGUCUUCUUUAGCAAAAAGAAGUCGAACCACCAAUGAACCCCUGAUUGUGGAAGGUCGUCAACCUGAGCCAUCUACAUCUAAUUCAGCUCCAGUUAUUAGCAGCACGUCAGCAGUUCCUUUUGUUGAUCCAACCGUACCGAAAAAUCAAAAUUAUACUUGGAGAAAUCGCCAUAAUCCUCACGACCGACCUCAAUGGCAAAAUAACCAUGGGCCAAGACAGCUUCAAACGCCCAUGUAUUACUUUGACUGUAUGUUUGAUGACUGUGUUAUCAAAUUAUUGGUCAAAUAUACAAAUAUUUACGCGAUUCAAAAGAACAAAUUGGGUAAUGUGACAACGAGUGAAAUGAAGUGUUUCCUUGCUAUACUUCUUUACAGUGGAUAUAUCGUAGUUCCCCGAAGAUACAUGUACUGGGAGAAAUCAACAGACGCUGAUUUUAGUAUUAUAUAUAACGCCAUGUCGAGGGAUAGAUUUACAUUUAUGAUGACUCACCUCCACUGUUGUGACCAUGCUCAGAUAACUACUGAAAGUGACAAAUUUGCAAAGUUGAGACCGCUUUUCGAUAUCCUGAACGAAAUAUUCCUGAAUAUGGCUCCCUUAGAAGAAAUUUACAGCAUUGACGAGGCUAUGGUACCUUAUUAUGGAGGACACAGCUGUAAACAAUUUAUACGUGGAAAACCGAUCAGAUGGGGAUAUAAGUUCUGGGUUGGAGCGACUAGAUUGGGAUACGUACUAUGGUUUGAUCCGUACCAAGGCCAUGCAGCAAUUAUUCCACCAGCUUAUGGGCAGUUAGGUAUAGGAGCUGGUGUGAUUUUACGUUUUGCUGAUUAUUUACAAUUUCGUCACCCAGGUGCGCCUUGUCACUUAUUCUUUGACAAUUUCUUUUCUUCUAUUCCACCCUUCACGAAUUGA